ACAGUGUCCCAGACAGACGAGUGGAACCCCUACAUCUAAAUCUCCAUUCCCGUCUCCCUCACCCACUUAUAGAUCUUAUAUUUUUCUCCCUUAUUUCCUCACCCCCCCUGCCAGAUCAUCUCGCACAAUAGACUUCCCCUCCAGCCACUGGUUUGAAGGGAAGAGGGGGAGAGAUACAGUUUCUACAACAAUGGAAAUUCAAUCAGGAAAUGGAGAGGAGGUGGCGAGCGCUGUGUCAGCGACCUCGGGCUUCGUUUCCCGCAGUCCCUCCGGGCCGCAGGUAGAUGCAUCAGACAAUCCAGUGCUCAGAGAGGACCUACAGGCUGCUAAGAGGAUUGAGAGGUUUGACAUCCCACUUGAUAGCCUGAAGAGGAUGUUUGAGAAGCCUGCAGCGACAAACACUGAAGUGACAACUGUGCACACCAAAAAGGUGACGUCCAGUGCUCUGAUACAGCCCAACCUGUCGACAGAUCAGACCAUGGCCUCAACACAGGAUGCCACCCUCUCUGCAGGCAGCGCAGGUAGAUCCGGGUCAGGACGUUCUGAGGACAGGCUGAGCCAGGGGAACAGGGCCCCGAGCGCCGAGGAUCAGGAGGCCGAGUCAGUGUCGGUCAAAGAGCGGCUGGCGAUGUAUCAGGCUGCCGUGUCUAAGAAAGAAACCAGCAGCUCCUCGUCUGCUGCGAUGAUGGAUGAGUCAGAGGCGUGCUCGCUGCCUGGUGGCCUGGCCAGUGUAAAGAGACAGUUUGAGAACCAGGAGUUUUCUUCUUCGUCCUCUCAGUCGACUGUCACUCAGUUUCAUUACCAGCAGCAAUCUGUCCAGGAAAUGUCAAGCUCCUCAGAAGUGACAGUGAGAAGCAGUGCCAGGGAGGUCAUGCCCUCUACAGUCGCUCACAGCCAAGAGGUGAUCCAUGAUCAAAGGGUCCAGCACAGUGCAGCCGCCAGUUACGGGAACCAUUACAAUGAAACAGUUAUGCUCGUUGGAGGAGAAGACCUACCAAAGGUUUCUACUCAGGCUUUGAAGCAGCAGUAUGAAAAAACAAUUGAGGAAGCUGCACCAGCCAAGGAAAUUAAGGUUGAUGUGGAUUUCAAUCAGUUUCAGUGGGUGCCAGUUAACCAGACAUCCAAAACUUCAGCAAUGACAAGCUCCGCCAUUAAGGCCGUCUCAUCCUCAGCAUCUGCUUCAUCAGUGGCCUAUGAGGCAAGAGACAGUUUUCCUCUCCCUCCCUCAAACCUGAUGCAGGUGACACAGGAAGUCACAGAAUCCCGAAUCUCGCCCCAGCCUCACGAGCAAGCCUCCCAGAAUAAGAGCGCCAUUAAUAAAGAACAGUAUUUCAAACACAAGAGUAUGGCUGAACUAAAACGCCUCUACAAGCACAUAAAUCCAGAGGUGCGCAAGAACCUUGAGGCGGAGUUCUUAAACCAGCUCUCUGAGGCCGAAUUAAAGCAUUUGGAAAGCGAGGAAAUGGUGGGAGAUGUGCAGCAGGCAUGUUAUAUGUUUGAAAAUGAACCUAACAGCCCAAGUAAGUGCUCAAGCCCUGAGUCAGUGGAGUGGGAGGAGAUCCUUAAAGGAGAAGUGCAGUCCAUGCGUUGGAUGUUUGAAAACAAACCACUAGAUACGAUUAAAAAUGACACUCCAGAUGAGGUUGAGGUGAGGAAUAUUGCGCAGCAGGAGAUCAUUGCUGGCAAAGAUGUGCGAUACACAGCUUGGAUGUUUGAGACUCAGCCCAUGGAUGCUCUAGGCAACGAGACAGUUGUUGGGACAGAGGUAUCACAAAAACAAGAAGAUCUUGCAAGAGGAGAUGUCCGCACAGCUACUUGGCUUUUUGAGACACAGCCGCUCGAUUACCUGAAUAAGAUCUACCAAGAAGAUGAGCAGGACGUAGAUAGUGUGGUUGCAAAAGACAUCACUGGAGGAGAUGUGAAGACAGCCAGAUAUCUGUUUGAAACCCAGCAUCUGGAUUCUCUCAGUAAAACAGAAACCAUAGAGGAGAGCAGCUUUCUGAGCCUCAAGUCUGAGCUGGAAGAGAUAAAAGGCGACGUGAAGACCACCACUCGUAUGUUUGAGACCCUCCCAAUGUGUGUCAUCAGGGGUGAUUCAGGUGAGAUGUUGGAGAUCACCACCAUCCGCAGGGAGGAGACUGAAAAAGGAGAUGUGAAAACAUCACGUUGGAUGUUUGAAACUCAGCCUUUGGGUAUGAUUAACAAAGACCCCACAAAUGUUAAACUGAUAUGUGGUAUUUCCAUGGAGGAUAACAUUCAAGGCGGUGUCAAUAAAGGUAGAUGGCUUUUUGAAACAAAGACUCUGGACACAAUUAAGGACGAGGAAUGGGAGAGCUCCAGGAAACAAAAAGAGGAAAUAAUUGGAGCCGAUGUAAGGAAGCACUGUGAGGUAUUUGAAACCCAGCCGAUGGAUACUCUGAAAGAUAAUGCCAAUUCCAGACCUUUACCCUCUGAGGAAAUCGUAGGAGGUGAUGUUCAGUCAGCAAAAUAUCUAUUUGAAACAGUUCCAAUGGAAAAUCUUAAGGAGCUGCUUGAAGUUGGGAAACUUAAGAAAAUGGUUGCAUCUGAGGAAGAAAAAGGUGAUGUGAGGCAUCAAAAGUGGGUCUUUGAAAGCCAGCCACUAGAGAAUAUAAGGGAGGAGAAGAAGGAGAUUACCCGAACGGUGAAUAUUGAAGCUCUCGAUAAAGGAGACGUGACAAACUUUAAAGAAAGGUUUGAAAGUAUGGAUUUAAGUAAGUGCGAGGCAACACAAAAAAUUCAGGUUGAAGGUGUCACAAGUGGGUCAGUGAAAUCCAACAAAGUCCUCUUUGAAUCCACUCCCAUGUAUGCUAUGCAAGACAGCUCUGGCCAUUACCAUGAGGUGAGGACGGUGAGGCGUGAGGAGAUUGUGAAGGGAGAUGUACGCAGUUGCAGAUGGAUGUUUGAAACACGUCCUAUUGAUGAGUUUGAUGAAAGCAUCAAUAAGUUCCAGAUCAUAAAGGGGAUAUCCAAACAAGAGAUUGAGUCAGGGGACGUCAAAACAGCCAAGUGGUUGUUUGAAACUCAACCGCUUGAUGCUAUUAAAUUUUUCAGUAAUUUUGAGGAUGAAGAACAUAAAACUAAAGAAGGCAUUGAAAUUGAGAGAGGAGAUGUAAAAACAUGUAGGUGGUUGUUUGAGACUCAGCCAAUGGAUGUGCUCUAUGAAAAGGUUGAGAAGAGUGAAACGGAUAUGGAGGAAGUGCAAAAAGGAGAUGUCAAAACCUGCACUUGGCUCUUUGAAACCCAAACUCUCGACAACAUUCGUGAUCAUACCGAGUCUGAAUCUGAGACCAUUUUGAAAACUUGCACUGUAAAGCAAGAGGACAUCCACGGAAAAGACGUGCGGCUGGCCCGCUUCCUCUUUGAAACGGAGAACCUUGAAAACAUCACAGGUGAGGACUCUGGCUCAUUCAGGAGAGUUACAGAAAUCGACAUUCAGUCAGGUGAUGUCUCUAGGAUGAAGUACAUCUUUGAGAAUCGCUCUUCUGACAUAAUGAGCUCCACAUCUGACGAAAUGAUGCAGAGGCUGAAGACGCAGCAGGCUGAAGACAUUCAGCGUGGGAAUGUGGUUAAUUGUACCUGGAUGUUUGAGAAUCAGCCGAUUGAUGCCAUACGCGAUGACACCGUGAUGCGGGAAAUUCGCACUGUGACUGAUGUACAGGGCGGUGAUGUCGACAAAGGCCGCUUCAUUUUUGAGACGUACUCUCUUGAUCAGAUUAAAGAAGAAUCAACCAAGACAGAAAUUUCUAAACUUACAAGCAUCUUCAGAAAUGAGAAAGAAAAGGGAGAUGUGAAGAAUUACACAAUGAUGUUUGAAACUCAGCCGCUUUAUGCUAUCUGUGACAAAGAAGGCCACUAUCAUGAAGUAACGACUGUAACAAAGGAAGAAAUCAUGAGAGGAGAUGUGGUGGGAGCUAGAUGGCUUUUUGAGACUAAACCUCUGGAUACAAUUAGAGAUUCAGAGGAGGUGUAUGUUAUUAAGGCUGUAACUGAAGAGGGCAUCAAUAAAGGAGAUGUUAGCUCAGCCAGAUGGAGGUUUGAAACGCAACCUCUGGAUGAAAUUACAGAGGAAAUAAAAGUCCGGUCUAAAACAGUUGCAGACAUCCAAGGUGGUGAUGUGAAGACAAACAAACAGCGAUUUGAAACUGAUGAAAUGUCUCCAAAGUACAUCAGGACUGUUAGUGUGAGUGAGAUUCAAAAAGGCGAUGUCAGAUCUGCCACAUGGAUGUUUGAGACCCGCACAAUUGAUGAAAUUCGUGGCGAAGGAGCCGAAUAUGAUGACAUGGAAAAAGUGACAAAAGAAGAAGUGAUGAAAGGCGAUGUCAAACAGUCUGUGUGGCUCUUUGAGGAGCAGCCUCUAGACAGGAUCAAACAGAAAGAUGGCGUAGAACCUGUUGUUGAAAAAGAGGCAAUUCCACAGGGAGAUGUGAAAACAACAACAUGGAUGUUUGAGACCACCCCUUUCCACAAAUUCAACGAAAGCAGUGUGGAAAGGAAAGAAAUAAUGGGUAAAAGCAUCAAAGAGACACUUGAGGAACUUUACUCACAGAAAAUGGUCGACUCACAGGGUAUUCUCAUCGAGGCUGAUGAGAUCGGUGAUGUCCGUAUGGCGAAGUACAAACUGAUGAACCAGGAAGCGCCACAAAUCCAAAAAGAAGAGGUUAUCCGUGGGGAUCUGAGCAACAUCAUGAUGAACCUCUUAAACCGCAGGGAGACCACUGAAAAGGCUAUAACUAUUGACAAGGAGGAGCGGGGGAACAUCAACACCACAGUGAAGCUGCUAUUUAACCAGGAAAAGGGAAUCAAUGUGGAGAAGGAGGAAAUUAUUCGAGGUGACAUUCAAGAGGCUAUAAACAAUCUGUUGAAGAAUGAGGGUUCCUCCAAGCGUGGCAUUCUGAUUCAAGAGGAUGAGAAAGGAGAUGUGAGGAUGACUAUCUAUUCCCUCUUAAAUAAAGGAGAGAGAGCUAGUUUAGAGAGAGAGGACAUUGUUCAGGGCAACGUUAGCAAAACACUUCAUCGUCUUCUUUCUAACUCAGGAGCAGAGGACUCCAAAAAGAUACGAGUAGGAGACACCGAAAGAGGCAAUGUCAGCUUUUACUCCACAUGCAUUGAAUCUGGGGCCUUGGAUUAUCUGAGGCAGCUCCAGUAUGAACAAGAUGAAACCCAAGAGCAGGUGCAAAAAGAAUGUAUCAUAGGUGGUGACAUUGAAGAGACUAAACUCUUGCUGCGUAAGAAUCAACAGCAAAUUGGUCGCACAGUGGCAAAGGAUGAUAUAGUUCCUGGUGACGUGUAUAGCAUUGUUGAAGUGUUUAUGACUGAGCCAACAGUUACCUAUAAAAACCUGGAGGAAAAGGAUAUUGUUAAAGGUGACCUUAGCGCAGCCCUGGAUUCACUCACCCAAGCCAUCAAUCAAAAACUGGUAAUAGAGAAGGAGGAGGUGGUGAAAGGAGAUUUACCUACUACUUUGAGGUCUCUGGAGGUGGCUCAGCAUCAAGCCAAAGAAAUGGAAAAGCCCGAAAUCGUGAAGGGAGACAUCAGAGGUGCUCUUGAGUCACUGGAGAAAUCUGCCACUGCGAAAACUGAAGCAACUGUUGAAGAUUUAGUACCAGGUGAUAUCAAAGGGACCCUAAAAUCCCUGGAGGAGGCGAAGCAGGCUGUGAAAGAGGUGGAAAAAGAAGAGAUUGUCAAAGGAGACAUCCACACUGCCAUGCAAAGUCUACAUGAAGCAUCAAGUGAGAAGAAGAUUUACCAGCAUCAAGUCAGCGAACAAGGGGAUGUCAAAGCCACAAUCCAGCAGCUGCUGGUGCCGUCAACUUCUCCAAGAAUGCAGCGUAGGGGGAGCAUUGAAGGAGAUGUGAAAACAUCCAUUAAAUCUCUUUACGAAGGGCAAGAGACAACACAAGUGGAAAAAGAGGAGGUAGUGAAAGGAGAUGUUCAAGGAGCAAUAAAGUGCCUGAUGCAAAGAAAACAGUAUUCAAAUCCAAAACGUAUGUAUUCUACCAAGAAAACAAAAGUAUCCGUGAAAAAUCCAUUAAGUGUAAAGCAGGCAGAGCAUGAAUGUGUGCAUGAAGCGAGGAGUGAGUGUGUAGCAGUCAAUCCAGCCCCCGCUGUGAAAAACCUCUCGGAGAGCAGUGAGUCACAAAAGCACAUACAGAGGCAAAACGAAAGCAAAUUGGUGAAAACACAGGUAAUAACCCAAGAGGACCACUCUGUUAUUGUAGCCAAAACAGACAAUGCUCCUGGGGCCUCUCAAAAGAUGAAUAUGAAAGAACAGAAGCAGAAAGUACUGCCCCCACAGAAAACACAGGCUCCUAAGACCAUUACAAUAAAGAAUAAACAAAUGACUAAUAAAGAUCAAACAGAGACUAAAGCCACUGAUGUGAGUGUGAUGAAAGAGGUGCAAAGCUCAUCUCAGACAAAUGUUUCAAAGAAGCAAAUAUGUGAAGCAAAGACAGUCAAACAGGUGCAAACCACGGUGACAGAGAAAACUGUCAUGCAUAAGCAAAAUGUAACAGUAUCAGAGGAAAUGUCCCAAAAGCAAAUGGAGGACAAGGCUUUCACACAAAACAAAAACAUCAAAAAUACGAAGAGUGAUUACCGGAACCUUGACAUGAGAGGGAAAGGUAUGAUCAAAAAGGUGAAGCCAGAGAUUCACUUCCCCCCUCCUCCCUCUUCCCCACCUCCACCAUCAGAGUCUGAGCUCUCUCUUCCUCCACCGCCAUCGCCAGUGCUGGAGAGCCCAGCAUCCCCCACCUCCCGGCCUUCUAUCAUGAGGCAAGACAGUGACCUCCUACCCCCACCGCCUCCACCGCCACCUCCCGUGGAAUGCAUGAAGUCUGAGCCAGACUUUUUCCCCCCUCCUCCUCCCCCUCCUCCACCUCCGCCUGCUGUGGCUGGACAAGACUUCUUACCUCCUCCACCCUCACAGCACGAGCUUAAUGCAAUGCCUCAGCCUACCCUUGCAAAGCCAGGAAAACCCAUCGGCAAGCCGUUAUUCAAAGUGCCCAAGCCAGCAGAGCCACAAAAGCCUAUACAAGUUAAACCCAAAUGGCAGAAAAAGCAAGCGACGCCUCCACCUCCUCCGCCACAGCUGCCUCCAGAUCAGGGUAAAAGUGUGACAGCAGAGCAAAUGAAAGCAACUAAGGUUCAGGAGGUGAAAAAGAUUGAAACAACUCAGGAGAUUGAAGCAAGCGAAAAGACUCAGUCAGAAUCAACAGCAGUAUCUGCAACAAAAGUACCAGAUUGUGUCCCAGCUGUAAAACUGAUGCCAAAAGAAAGUCCAAAGCCACCUAAAAAAGUGUUUGUUCCUCCCAUUAAACUUCCAGCACCCCCUGAACCUUCCCCAGAACCAAAAGCAAGGCCAUACGCUCGGAAGUUUAAAACCCCUCUCAUGCUUGCAGAGGAAAAAUACCGCCAGCAAAAGACAGAAAAAGACGAAAGUGAGAAAAGUACAGUUACGACUCCCACAUCUCCUCUAAUUAAUAUACAGUCAUCCUCCACUGUAGGUAGUUCUGAGCUUACUGCAGCAAAGAAAGUUGAGAAGGAAGCAGAAGCAACAAAAACAAAGACAGAAGAAGCCAGGACUAUUUCUAAAGAGGAAAUAUCAGCACAAGAAAUAUCUGCCAAGAAAACUCCCUCCCACAUCCCAUUGAGUAAACCCUUGAUCUCAGUAGUAAAUAAAAAAUUAACCCCUCCAUCCUCAAAUGUUCUCUCAGAAAAAAAGCUCUCCUCUGAAAAAACACAAGCCACUGCUGAUGUCAUUAAAAAUAGUCAAACUGCCCCAAUGCCCAAAGCUCAGGCUCUUUCUGCUUCUCAGUCUCAUCAUGAAACCACCAAUAUUGAAGUCCAGUCAUGCUCUAAUGUGGUCACUUCUUCCAUCACAGAGCAGCAGCAGUUUAUUAAGAAAUCCAGCACCAGGUCUAUUGCUGCCGUACAGAGUGCUGUCCAGGAAAAUGUGAAUCUUCAAAGCCAGGCCGCGGUCACAUUGAAAGCUGAAGAUGUAAAGAAUAUUAAUGCGCCUCUGACACAAGAGGGGAAAAUGACUCCUUCUCAACCCACUAGAAUUCCAAAAGUAACUCCAAGUUUCAAGGUGAAAACAUUUAAAAUCCCUACGGAGAAGAAAGAGGAGAGAUGUGACAGUGUGGGACAAAAGGAGAUGAUGAAAAGUGAAAUGCAGGAGAGGGUGAAUCAGGAAUCCAAGCAGCUGACAUCAGCAAACACCAAGAUGACUAAAACAGAAAUGAAAGUGAAGGAGAAGAAGGAUCAAGUGGCCCCACCUGUACCAGAAGUGGAGGUUCAUGUGAAAAAAGGAAAGCAAGUGCACAAUAAUGAAACCGAAGUGAGACUGUCACCAUCAGUUACACUUUUAAUGCCCAAGGUGACUAAGAUAACAGCAACUCAUCAAGGCCAGGGGCAUAUGUCUGUCUCCCAGAGUCAGCAGAGCAUGAAGACAGAGCAUGUUCACAGUCAGGAGGAGGUGGUUGUGACUAAGAAGACGCAAGAAGCUAUUCAUAUGCAGAAACAGCAAAUAAAGCAGAAGGUAGUAGAGACAGGUAAAAUGCAGACAAAAGCAGGAAAAUCCAAAGGGGAGCUUAAGGUUAAACUGUCCUGUAAAGAUGAGGCUCAUUCAGUGGAAAUCACAGACUUAGAGAAAAGUAAUGUCGUACAUAAACUGCUCACUCAAACGAAAGAGCUCGAGGACUCACCAAGCAAAAUAGACUCCAACACUGUCAUCAUGAUUAUAAGUGAAGUCCCUGACUGGAUGAUGGGCUCAGAUGAGAGGAGGAAUUUAAGUGAAAUAGCUAAACGCCAAAAUAAGAAAAAGCUGAAAGAGAUGGUGGUCUAUAUAAAAAAUAUUUUUCAAGCAAAGCUCACGUUUUUUGAUGAAAAGCUGAAAGUUGUAGGAAAAAAGGAAAAAGUGGAGCCGCCACCACCUUCUCCUCCAGUACCAGCAGCAGCACCACCACCUCCUCCUCCUGCUUCUGUAGCAGCACCACCACCACCUCCCUCUGCUUCUGUGCCAGCACCACCACCACCACCUCCUGCUUCUGUAGCAGCAGCACCACCACCACCACCUCCUGCUUCUGUAGCAGCACCACCACCCCCACCUCCAGCUCCAGCACCACCAGUAGUCCCUCCAAAACCAGACAAGAAUGUUUUCAGUACUGCAAAGAUAUCAAAAAUCAGUAUUGGCUCAACCAAAACAGAAAAGAAAGUCACUGAAGAGAAAAAAACAGUGCAAGAGAACAAGGAUCUGAGUGAGGUAACAAAAGCAGAUCACAGAGUGGCCUCUCCGUUGGCGAGCAUCCGCACUCCAUCGCCCACUUUUAUCAGCAUUGAGUCAAGGAGGACGGACUCACCCCUCAGAGUGACCCCUUCUCCCCCACCCUACAAAUGUGUUGGUACACCCCCGCCGCCUCCUCGCAAGUCAUACACCCCCACAUCUACCCUCAGCCGGGCCACGCCCUCUCCCACCCUGAGCCGCUCAGAGAAACUGAUGAAACUGAGAGAUACCACAUCCAAACUGUCUCGUGGCAUGACCCCACCGCCCCCUAUGCCUGUCCUGGAGUUUCUUGUAGCAGAAAGAGCGUCGCCGUUUAGUGACAGGGAGACUCCCACAGAGAGUGAGCAGCUGGUGGAUGUCACUGAAAUGGUGGACUCCAUGAUGACUGUGAAAGAUAAAAAGUCUUUCUUUGAAGAGGCCCAGAAAGCAGAGGUAAACCGGACCUACAUUCGGAAGGACCCCAUUGACAUCCCUGAACGCCUUGGACCGGAUAAUGAGGAACCCAUUGAGACUGUGACUAUAGACCUUCUGAAAGCAGAUCUCCCAAGAGUUGACCUAAGUAAACUGGUAAACAAAUUUGAAUCCCCAAAACCAAAAAUUUACACCAGGAAGGACCCUAUUGUCAUCACAGAGAGGCUGGGGAGCGAUACAGAGGAUGCAGAAACAGAGCCACACACCCAGAGAACUGACGAUAUCUCAACAUUCAACGUUAAAGCCAUAAAGGAUGUGUUUGAGACAGGGGAGCACAGUUCUCAAGCAGCACGAGAACUAAGAGAGCAAAUUGAGAGAAGAGAACCUGAGUCAAUCUACUCUGAGCCAGCGGGUCAUUCCGAAACAUCAGUCACUGAGCAAUUCUGCAGCAUUGACAACUUUGGAAACAUGACAAGCGAGACUCGGAGCGCGACAGAGAUGCACUCUGAAAACUCUGUGACCCGUGGCAGCCCUCCGUCCUAUGCCGAUGUGGUGAGAGGCCGAGUACCAACGGUGGACGUGCCCGCCGAGGCCUCCACCGAGGAACUGCUGAGAAGCUUCCAGCAGUCGUGGGCGGAGAGCCAAGGAGUUUUCCAGAACCUGGGUUUCAGUGUCACGGAGCAGAGGACUUCUCAGAUUGUAACUCGGCAGCAGGAGACUGUCAUGACCGAGAAUUCGAGUUCCAGAGUCCGAACUAUGCAGGGCUUGUCGGAAGAGGGUGUACCCCAUGGAAUCUCUGAUCGCAGACAAACAAAACUUUCAUAAGAGCUGCUUUCGCUGUGAACACUGCAGAGGCAAAUUAAGCCUUGGCAACUACGCCUCUCUCCAUGGACGAAUGUACUGCAAGCCACACUACAAGCAACUGUUCAAGUCAAAAGGGAAUUAUGACGAAGGAUUUGGGCAGAAACCACACAAAGAAUUAUGGAACAAUAAGAACC
This is a messenger RNA of Sphaeramia orbicularis (orbiculate cardinalfish), 10710 nucleotides long. RefSeq names its product xin actin binding repeat containing 2a (gene xirp2a). The record is from RefSeq and is a predicted model, not a curated record. Gene Ontology annotation, biological process: actin cytoskeleton organization; actin filament organization. Lineage: Eukaryota; Metazoa; Chordata; Actinopteri; Kurtiformes; Apogonidae. Gene Ontology annotation, molecular function: actin filament binding. Gene Ontology annotation, cellular component: focal adhesion; stress fiber. The transcript has 10 exons. Bases 191 to 10537 code for a protein of 3448 amino acids.